This is a messenger RNA of Histoplasma capsulatum G186AR, 1674 nucleotides long. RefSeq lists its product as uncharacterized. Gene Ontology annotation, biological process: transmembrane transport. NCBI's taxonomy places the organism in Eukaryota, Fungi, Ascomycota, Eurotiomycetes, Onygenales, Ajellomycetaceae. Gene Ontology annotation, molecular function: transmembrane transporter activity. The transcript has 5 exons. Bases 1 to 1674 code for a protein of 557 amino acids. The record is from RefSeq and is a predicted model, not a curated record.
AUGGCCACCCAGAACUCAGUAAUGGCUGACGCGCACAUUGAGAAAACGGAAAAGGAACCAGAAACAUCAACUGAGAUAUCAAAAAAAUCACCGGCGUUCUAUCUUUCUGUUUUCUGGCUUUGCCUCGUGUCAGUGAUCACAUCCUUGGAUUCCGUGAUCAUCACAGCGAUCAUACCGUCAGUUGCUAAAGACCUUCCGGGCACCACAAUACAGCUUUUCUGGUGCGGAACGGGCUUCUUGCUGGCACAGACGGUUACCAUCCCGAUCUAUGGCAGUUUCAGCGAUAUCUUCGGGCGGAAAUGGGCUCUAAACCUCGCCCUUGUCAUCUUUACAUUUGGAAGUAUCCUUUGCGCCACAGCCAAGCACAUGCAAUGGCUGCUUGCUGCGCGAGCAGUUAAGGGCCUCGGUGCUGGUGGUAACCUUAGCCUGGUCUCCGUGAUCAUUAGCGAUAUGACCACGCUGCAAGAACGAGGCUCGUACAUGUCCUUGAUAUCUCUAGCCUGGGCCGUUGGCACAAUAGCCGGAGUCCCCAUUGGCGGCGCUAUCGGAGAACGCGCAACGUGGCGAUGGGCAUUCUGGAUAAACGUACCCAUCUGCGUCAUUUCCAUCGUCGGUCUCACCAUCUCACUCAGGUUAAAGACGGCAGAAACCACAUUGAGGGCAAAGAUUUCCCGCAUCGAUUUCCCUGGCAUCUUCGUCUUCAUCGGCUCGACGACUUCAUUUCUCCUUGGCUUGACGACCGGCGGCACUCUCUAUCCCUGGGGCUCUGCCAAAGUACUUGUCCCCCUGAUCGUGGGCGUGGCCGGAUGGGCUUUAUUCAUCCAUAUCGAGUUCAAAUAUCCCCGCGAGCCUAUGAUUCCGCUUCGGGUGUUCCAUGACCGCACAGCAGCAACGGGAGGCUAUUCUAGCGUAUUCUUCCAUGGGCUUAUAGUGUGGUCGUUUUCAUACUAUGUUAUUAUCUUUUUCCUGGGAGUUACCCAACACGGACUCCUCCACUCAGCCGUGGAAACACUACCGGGAUCCGCCUUCAUCGCCCCCUUCUCCAUAGCCGCGGGGAUAAUCAUGACAAAAACCCUCCGAGUCCAGAAGGUAAUCUGGACCGGCUGGGCCAUCAUGACGGUCGGCACAGGCCUCAACGCCCUACUCAAACCCCACUCAAACGGCGGCAUCCUCUACGGCGUACGUAUAAUAAUGCCGAUUGGUGCCGGCCUCCUAUUCCCCACGACGACCGUCGCCGUACAAUGUGUGCAGAAGGGCGAGGACGUCGGCAUCGCCACUUCCGUACAGGUCUUUGCGCGUAGCCUCGGCCAGGCUUUCGGUGUCGCCCUGGGCGCUGUAAUUUUCCAGAACGAGUUUGACAGGUACGCAAGUCAGGCCGCGGCGACGGGUGGGCUUAUUGGGAAUGGUAAUGCGAACAUGGUCAUACAUGGUUCCCAGGCGGACGCCGCGUUUGACCUCAUCAAGACGUUCCCAGAAAAUGUGCAGGAGGUAUAUCGGUACGUGUACGCGGAUUCGUUGAGGACGGUUUGGUAUGUGCUUACGGGGGUUUCUGGGUUUGCGUUCCUGGUCAGUUUGGCGAUGAGGGAUGAGAGUCUGGAUAAAGAUGCGAAGGGGAGGCAUCAGUUCGACCAUAAGAGGAACGGGGCGGCUCUUCAGGUCGAAGAUGCUGAGUAG